Molecule: messenger RNA, 3038 nt
Organism: Helianthus annuus (common sunflower)
Lineage: Eukaryota; Viridiplantae; Streptophyta; Magnoliopsida; Asterales; Asteraceae
Exons: 6
Coding region: 33-3038 (1001 amino acids)
Biological process (GO): DNA repair; telomere maintenance
Molecular function (GO): DNA helicase activity
Source: RefSeq, a predicted model, not a curated record
AUUUGAUUGGAUAUGUUGUCAUAUGUUACCCCAUGGAGCCUACCACUACAAAAUUAGGGCCUGGCAAAAGAAUGACCUUAAAGCUAAGAGAUUUAAAUAAUGAAGAUUUGACGGUGACUUUGUGGGACGAGUUUGCUGAGGAAAUGAACGCAUAUAUGUCAUGGAAAGAUAAAGAUAUGCAUGUGGUUUUACUUAUUCAGUUUGGGGUUUUGAAGCUUUACAAAGGGAAACGAAUUGUUUCAAAUGCAUUUGAUGCAACUAGGCUCUUCAUCAAUACUGAUAUUGCUGAUAUCAAAGCAUUUAAAAAAAGUUAUCUUGAAAAUUCAUCAACCGGAAGUUCCUCAACUAAUCACCAGUUAGGUUCGUGCAUUAUCAACUCUGUUGAAGACCUAUUUGUUGAUGACACUAAGUUUAGCCCCAUUGCUUAUGUUCCUUUAAUAGAUGAGGUAAUUUUAUUUGAUACAGAAACAUUAUUAUUAUUAUUAUUAUUAUAUUACAGUGUUCUAAAAACUUUCCCAAUAAAUUUGCACCUCACACCUGUAUUGAUUCAAAUGGCUUCCCUGUAUACAAAAGAGCAGAUUCGGGCUGGAUCAAUUAAAUAUUUAUUCAAGUAUAUUAACAAAGGUCCUGAUAGAGCAUCGGUGGCUUUUGAAGAAGCUGGAAAACAAGAUGAACAAGAUUUAGCAAGGGACGAAAUAAAGGAGUAUUAUGAUUGCAGAUACAUUUCCGCAUGUGAAGCGUCAUGGAGAAUUUUUGCAUAUGAGGUUCAUUAUAGGUAUUCUGCGGUUAUUAUACUUCCUUUUCAUUUACCAGGUCAACAUAACGUCGUAUAUGGCGCAGAUGAUGAUAUUGAUGAUGUUCUCAACAAACAAUCUGUUUCUUCGUCUAAGUUUUUAGCCUGGAUGAGUUGUAAUCAAAAUGAUGAAAAAGCACGAAAACUUAGUUAUGUUGAAUUCCCUACUAAAUAUGUUUGGAAACUAAAGGAUCGUUGUUGGGAACCACGAAAAAUAGGUCGUUCAAUUGGUCGAAUUCAUUCAGUUUCCCCAGCUCUUGGUGAGGCUUAUUUUCUGAGGAUUCUUCUCAACAAAGUGAAAGGACCAAAAUGUUUUGAAGAUAUUAGAACGGUAAAUGGGCAAACACUUCCUACUUUUAGAGAUGCAUGCUAUGCGCUUGGGCUUCUAGACGAUGAUAUGGAAUAUAUCGAGGCAAUUAAAGAAGCAAGUAUUACAUGUUGUGGUUAUUAUCUUCGUGCUUUAUUUGGAACAAUGUUGUUGUCUAAUACUCUAUCUAGACCAGAUUUCGUUUGGGAAAAAACAUGGGAGUUUUUAUCUGAUGGAAUUCUUCACGCACGCCAAAAAAAGGAACAUAUGCCAGGUUUAUCACUUACUGAGGACCAAAUAAAAAAUUUGACCUUGGGUGAGAUUGAGAAAUACUUACUACGCAAUAACUCUACCCUAAAGAGAUUUACAUGUAUGCCUUAUCCGAGUGACGACUCCAUAGCUUCAGCAAAUAAUCGUUUGAUCAAUGAGGAGCUAUCUUAUGACAUGACCAAUCUAGGUAAUGAAUUUCAGCCUCUCUUUAAUUCAUUGACAGAUGAACAAAGAUGUGUUUUUGAUGAAAUUAUCAAAGCUGUCAAUGGUAACAAAGGAGGUGUUUUCUUUGUCUAUGGAUACGGUGGAACGGGUAAAACAUUUUUAUGGAAGACAUUAUCAGUUGCAUUACGAUCUAAAGGUGAGAUUGUAUUAAAUGUUGCAUCGAGUGGUAUUGCAUCUUUGCUAUUGUCAGGAGGCCGAACAGCGCAUUCUAGAUUUCAUAUUCCUAUCAAUCUUAACGAAGAUUCAAUCUGCCACAUCAAACCAAACAGUCCUGUUGCUCAUUUACUAAAGGAAACAAAAUUGAUUAUAUGGGAUGAAGCACCGAUGGUACAUAAACAUGCCUUUGAAGCUCUUGAUAGAACACUAAAAGACAUUUUCAAUUGUGAUACUUCAAAAAAUUCUGAAACACCGUUUGGAGGUAAAGUUAUUGUAUUUGGUGGUGAUUUUAGACAAAUCCUUCCUGUUGUUCCGAAUGGCAGCGGGCAACAAAUUGUGAAUGCCUCUUUAAGUUCUUCCUAUUUGUGGAGUAAAUGUAAAGCCUUAAGGUUAACCAAGAACAUGAGGCUAACGAUUGGAGCAAAUACAUCUGAUAUGCAAGAAACAAUAAAUUUUGCAAAAUGGCUGUUGGACAUUGGUGAGGGAAAGGUCGGAGGUAACAAUGAUGGCGAAACAACUAUAGACAUUCCUGAUGAUCUUCUAAUAAAUCACUCAUCUGAUCCUGUUAAAAAUUUAAUUGACUUUGUUUACCCGUCAAUUCUCCAAAAUUUCAAAAAUCCAGAAUUCUUCCGUGAACGAGCAAUAUUAGCACCUAAAAAUGAAGUUGUUCAAGAGAUUAACGAUCGUCUUCUAUCACUUUUUCCUGGAGAAGAACAGGAGUACCUUAGCUCGGAUAGUAUUUGUCCAUCAGAACAGCUUAAUGAUCCAGCACAAGAACGUAUAUAUUCUCCCGAUGUUCUUAAUGGACUUAAAAUAUCUGGAUUGCCAAAUCAUAGGUUGGUGUUAAAGGUUGGUGUUCCUGUUAUGCUUCUAAGAAAUAUUGAUCAACAAAAUGGUUUGUGCAACGGUACCAGAUUACAGAUCCUAACACUUGGUAAACGCGUAAUAGAAGCUGAAAUAAUAUCUGGAGGUACUAUCGGUACUCGAACAUACAUUCCUAGAAUUAAUAUGAUACCUUUAGACAAAAAAAUUCCCUUCAAGUUUCAGAGAAGGCAAUUUCCACUAUGUGUAUGCUUUGCAAUGACUAUAAACAAAAGCCAAGGACAAUCACUAUCUCGAGUUGGUUUGUACUUAAAGCAACCUGUAUUCACCCAUGGACAAUUGUAUGUUGCACUUUCGAGAGUAAAGAGUAGAGCCGGAGCAAAACUACUAAUUUUAGACAAAGAAGGGAAUGUUACAAAUCAAACGACAAAUGUUGUUUACAAGGAAAUUUUCAGAGACUUGUGA